GGCCUUGACUCAUACACACACGCACCCACACACAUCGGCUGUAGAAAGGAGUCAAGUGAGGGACAUAUUCAAUGUCUGAAAAAAUGCAAAUGGACAAGAACAAAAGCCUUGAGAUCUCUCACCAAGAGGAUGACGGUGAUGGGAAAAAGAAAAAGAAACCAAAGAAGUACAAGGGCCAGCCAUGGGCUAAAGAGGGUCCACCGGACCCAUUUAAAGUGUUGGAUUCUCUACCUGAAGAGAAGCAGCAGGAGAUCCAGAGAGCGCUACACCUCUUCUCUCUGAGCCAGGGUCCACCUAAGAGCCUAAAAGAAGCCCACAAGCACAAAUUCAGCUUCUGGAACAGCCAGCCAGUCCCUAAGAUAGGAGAGGAAGUGCGUACACAUGGACCCAUACAGUCAGAAAAGCCAAAUAUUCGACAGGAGUCCUAUUCUCUCCCUGAAGGCUUCUGUUGGGACUCGCUAGACCUAGAUACAGCAGAGCAACUGGGGGAGCUGUGUACAUUGCUUAAUGAAAAUUACACAGCAGAGGAUGACAACACACUUCGUUUCUACUACUCCCCUGAAUUCCUGCUAUGGGCGCUGUGUCCCCCUGGUUGGCAGCCUGAGUGGCACUGUGGAGUGCGUGUCAACUCUAACAAAAAACUUGUGGGCUUCAUUAGUGCUGUCCCUGCCACGGUUAAAAUAUACGACGUGGAGAAGAAGAUGGUGGAGGUAAACUUCCUGUGUGUGCAUAAGAAGCUACGCUCCAAGCGUAUGGCUCCAGUCCUUAUCCGUGAGAUCACUAGGCGGGUCCAGCAGCAGGGUUUAUACCAGGCUCUCUACAGUGCCAGUGUUGUGCUACCAACUCCUGUGACAAGCUGCAGGCACUGGUUUCGAUCCCUGAACCCACGCAAGUUGAUUGAGUUGAAUUUCUCUUCUCUUCCACGCCACAUGAACCUGCAGCGUGCAUGCAAACUGAACCGACUGCCAGAGAUGACCAAGACUGCUGGGCUACGCCUCAUGACCUUGGCUGAUGUACCCAAAGUUUAUGACCUUCUGAGAGAGUAUCUAAAAGACUUUCAUCUUCUCCCCAUAUUAAACAAGGAAGACACUCAGCACUGGUUCCUGCCCAGAGAUGGCAUCAUUGAUACUUAUGUUGUCGAGGGUUUAGGUGGUGUAAUAACUGAUAUGGUAAGUUUCUAUACCAUGACUUCGACUGUUUUGAACCACCUUAUUCAUCGGAGCCUGAAGUCAGCACACGCUCUUUACACAGUCACCACUGUUACUCCUCUACAGCAGCUUAUGGAAGAUGUCCUCGUGAUAGCAAAAGCUAGACGAUAUGAUGUGUUCAUUGCUCUGGAUGUUAUGAGAAACAAGGAAUUUCUGGAACCUCUAAAGUUUACACAAGGAGACAACACGACACAUUACUACCUUUACAACUGGACAUGCCCUAACAUCACCCCAGAUAAGGUGACCACAGUAUUACAAAUAAGUGUGUGAUGGAUUUCUCAUGUUGCUUACAUUUUGCAGCUGUAGAAUAAACUGUGUGAAGGCAGAGAGUGAAACAGAAGCAACGGAUCAAACAGAGAUGUAAACAUGGUUGUUC
Messenger RNA from Tachysurus vachellii, 1584 nucleotides. It is a transcript of the gene nmt1b, whose product is annotated as N-myristoyltransferase 1b. Gene Ontology annotation, molecular function: glycylpeptide N-tetradecanoyltransferase activity. Gene Ontology annotation, cellular component: cytoplasm. Gene Ontology annotation, biological process: N-terminal peptidyl-glycine N-myristoylation. The coding region runs from base 72 to 1478 and encodes 468 amino acids. NCBI's taxonomy places the organism in Eukaryota, Metazoa, Chordata, Actinopteri, Siluriformes, Bagridae. The record is from RefSeq and is a predicted model, not a curated record. The transcript is spliced from 11 exons.